Molecule: messenger RNA, 1501 nt
Organism: Coregonus clupeaformis (lake whitefish)
Lineage: Eukaryota; Metazoa; Chordata; Actinopteri; Salmoniformes; Salmonidae
Product: synaptosomal-associated protein 25-like
Exons: 8
Coding region: 277-912 (211 amino acids)
Biological process (GO): synaptic vesicle fusion to presynaptic active zone membrane; exocytosis; synaptic vesicle priming
Cellular component (GO): SNARE complex; plasma membrane
Molecular function (GO): syntaxin-1 binding; voltage-gated potassium channel activity; SNAP receptor activity
Source: RefSeq, a predicted model, not a curated record
GGUAAUCGGGGCGUGUCAUCGGACUUACCUGGGGGCAGAGCGGACCUGGAAGAAAGGAACAAAACCUCCGAGAUGAUGCUGAGGGACCGUGUAGAUCAAUGAACAAACAGCUGACGGAUGUUCAAGUGGAUUGAUGGGAAAGUCGAGGCAAACACGACCACUCAUUUAAGUUAAAGGACUGGUGUCAAAGCCACCUAAUGCACUAGCCUUGCCUCUUGGAAAAGAGGCUACUGAGCAAAACAGACAGACUGUGCUGUCCUCCCGCGGCUGCUGCAGAUGUCAGGCAAGAUGGCUGCCGACACGCCCGUGAGGACAGAGCAGGAGGAGCUGCAGAGGAGGGCCAACCAGGUGACAGAUGAGUCCCUGGAGAGUACCCGUCGUAUGAUGCAGCUAGUAGAGGAAAGCAAAGAUUCAGGAAUCCGGGCCCUGGUCAUGCUGGACGAACAAGGAGAGCAACUGGAGCGGAUUGAGGAGGGCCUGGACCAGAUCAACUCAGAUAUGAAGGAGGCUGAGAAGAACCUAACAGACCUGGGCAAAUGCUGCAGUCUGUGCUCCUGUGAUAAGCUGAAGGACUUUGAGGAGAGUGGGGCCUAUAAGAAGGUGUGGGGGAACAACCAGGAUGGGGUGGUGUCCGGCCAGCCAUCUUCACGCGUAGUGGAUGAGAGAGAGCAGAUGAUCAUGAGCGGAGGCUACAUAUGCAAGGUAACAAAUGAUGCACGCGAAGAUGAGAUGGAGGAGAAUCUGGGACAUGUAGGCAGCAUCAUAGGCAACCUGAAGAGCAUGGCACUGGACAUGGGCAAUGAGAUCGACACGCAGAAUGUCCAGAUUGACCGCAUUCAGGGCAAGGCCAUUCUCAAUGUAUCCCGCAUCGAUGCUGCCAAUCAGAAAGCGAACAAUCUAAUGAAGAGAUAAAGAGGAAGAUUGUCCUUCUCCGCUGUGUGAUCUUAUCUACUCCCUGUCUUUCUGUGCCAAUAUGCGUCCAGUGACCAUCCACCCACAUAGAAAAUCUGCCAAAUGAUCUUAUAUGCCUUAUCAUAAAGCCUGACCAGCAGGGUACACAUCAUUAUUCAUACCUGGCUCUACAUUAACCCUAGCCUAUUUGCCAGUCUCUGUUCAGCUAUUACAUUCCACUCUUUGUACUCCAUGCCACAUGACAAAGAAGAGUACAAAGAGUGGAAGGCUACCUAGACUGGUAGCCAGAUAGCCUGGAGAGCACACUGCUGCCAUCUGUUGGCUAGAUUGUUUUCUAAAAACGAGAUACAUAUCCCCUCCACUCUUUCACCAUCCUCCACUAUCCUCCCUCUGGUCCUCUAUGGAGCCAGAUACCUGCCAAAAGAUUAAACGUACGUAUCGUUAGAAUCGUAAGAAAAUCCAUACGUAAAUUGUUAGGAUCGUAAGAAAAGCCAUGCGUGAAACAUGAACAUAAUCGUGAAAUUUCAUCUGUGAACAUACAAACACCAUGUUACGAUUACGGACUAAAGUUUUAAGCUUGAACCAAUCC